Messenger RNA from Zophobas morio, 2310 nucleotides. RefSeq lists its product as uncharacterized. Lineage: Eukaryota; Metazoa; Arthropoda; Insecta; Coleoptera; Tenebrionidae. The coding region runs from base 140 to 1687 and encodes 515 amino acids. The record is from RefSeq and is a predicted model, not a curated record. The transcript is spliced from 7 exons.
CGAGCAGAUAUGAAAUUGUGAUAAGCGGAUAAGAUUAUACUGGUUAGUACAGACAUUCAAAGCUACGUUUUUGUGAAAGUGCAGGAAUAGAGGACACUAAAUUGAUACGGCUAAGACAAGAACGCAAGUAAUUCAGAUUAUGGCCGUUUUAAAAGAGAGGAAAUUUGCGUUAACUUUAUUUACUUUAUCAUCAUUAAUAACGUCAUUCGACGUUCUCGCAAUAGAAGAGGAUGAAAUUAUACGCUUCGUAAAUAAAACUCACAUAUAUUGUGUGCAUCCCGAAGAUUUUCAAUUGGCAAUGUUUACGAACCCACCACUAGAAGGGAUUCAGUAUGGAAAAAAAUUAUUGGAUAUUGAAAAUUGGGAAAACGACGACUGGAAAAUAAACGAUUUAAGUAACAUCAUAUCAGUGGUAACCGACAAAAGAUGGGAAGAGUUCCCUGUACUCAAUACAAACUAUAAAUAUUUUCCUAAUUUCAACCCUUCUGUAACAUUCUCAAUUUACCGGGGGGAAGAUAUACAAUUAUAUGUUGAUGAUGAAGAGUCACUGGAUUAUUUGGAACCAUCUCCCAAAAAUAGGGAAGAAUGGACUACAUUUACAAUUUUUUUUAAAGAUAACUAUGUAAAUUACUUCAUGAACAAUGAUCGCAUUAGAACACAUAACUUAAAACCUACUAACCUGGCAGUGAAAACGAAAAAUCAAGCAUAUUUUAAAAUUCAUUCUGGCAAAUAUAAAGAAGCUACUAACGUCACAAAUACAACAAAUGGUCCUACGACUUUGAGAAUUCCUCACGUCAAUAAUCCUUCUUUUAUUAUACUCUACAUUUCAUUAUGUAGAUCAUGUGUACUAGAAGUUGAAUAUGGCGGUCACCGAGAAAAUAUCACUUCAAAUACCACAGAAACGAGUGAUUUUGAAGAAUGGCAGACACACAAAAUUAAUCUAACUUCCUCUGCAACAAACGAGGUAAAUUUCAUUAGAAAAAAUAACAAUCAAACGGAACACGGAUACUGGAGACUGGAUGCAAGACUCUAUGAGUAUGGACACAAUGUGGUGGCAUAUAAAAUUACUCCUGACAUCAGUCCAGAGGCCAUAAGUUGCAACUAUUUAUUGCCAGACACCACAGAAUCGAACAGAAUGAAAAGAGGUAUAAAGCCAACAGAAUCUUCUAGACAGCUCGUUAAUUGUCCAUUGGGCAUGGUCGGCGCGAAAUGUGACAUCAGUUGUGCAAGCAUUUUAGGAGACCAAUAUUCGGAAUGUCAAAAACAUAAGAUUUGCGAUGUGCAGGGUUGUCAGUGCCAUCCGUAUUAUAAAGGCAGUUGGUGUGAUGAAAAGGUUGCCACUGGAGAUGAACGUCAAGGCAGUCAUAAUGACAAAUCUGCCAGUAUUAUCUCUAAAGACAAUGAGAAUCUAAAGAAAUAUGAAAAAAAUGAUUCUACAAGUAGCUGGAUGUUCUGGUCCAACAUAUUGUUGUGGGUAUUACUACUAUGCUUGAUUUUAUUUCUAAUUUUCGAACGUAUUAUUAUCAAACGCAACAAAAUUUCACAACCUGUUGACGACAAACCAUUAAUCAAAAAAUCCAAGCAGUCGGAUCAUUUUUUCCAAUGUUGUGGUCGAAAAGUAGAGGCAAAUCGUUUUCUCAACAGUACACCACAUUUGGAGGGACGGCAGUUUGGAUUGAAGAUUUAACUAUGCGAUUUAAAUUUUUUUGUCUACAUACAUGUUACAUUUUAUAAACUUGAGUGGAAGAGUUAGAUUUGUAACCCAUUAUACACAAUGUAAGGGUUGUUGUGUCACAGUAUAGAUAUCAAUCAGUAGAGACAGCUCGUCGUUUUUCGUGACCCGUUUUCGUGGGUGGUCGUUCGCAUUAUGACCGAAUGAGGGCGCCCAACUGACAUCUAAAAUAUUUGAAAUUUGGCAGUUUUGUUACAAUAUUUUUGCCGGUUUUGCUUGUUUAAUAAGACUGCUUUUCCGGUAGAAUUGUACAAAUAGUAUAAAAAUGUAAUUUUCACAAUAAAAGGUAAAAUCUUUUACCGAUGAAUUUUCAUACAGGAUCCCUGUUGUGCGCCUUAUUCUCUCCAUCGUGUUUGGAAUUCUUGGAAAAGAUAGUAAACAUAACACACUUUUUGUUUAAAAAGUCGUCGCAAAGGGACAACAACGGUGGUUAUGAAAUAAAUAAUAAAAAUUUAUUAUAUGUGAUUCCGUUGUUGUGGUAAAAUUAAAUAUAAAAAUAAUAAGAAACAAACUACACGUAACAAAAAAUUAUAUAAGCAGACCUUCUCUCAAUAAACAAAUUUUUUAUUCAUCAUGUA